Molecule: messenger RNA, 1845 nt
Organism: Acytostelium subglobosum LB1
Lineage: Eukaryota; Evosea; Eumycetozoa; Acytosteliales; Acytosteliaceae
Exons: 4
Coding region: 1-1845 (614 amino acids)
Biological process (GO): carbohydrate derivative biosynthetic process; UDP-N-acetylglucosamine metabolic process; fructose 6-phosphate metabolic process
Molecular function (GO): carbohydrate derivative binding; L-glutamine:D-fructose-6-phosphate transaminase (isomerizing) activity
Source: RefSeq, a predicted model, not a curated record
AUGUUGGAGAGUGUUGAUACUUGUGGCAUCAUUGGAUUCGUUGGAAAGGAGGAGGCAAUCAACUAUUUGAUUGAAGGUCUGUCCAUUCUGGAGAAUCGUGGAUAUGACUCUGCCGGUGUAACAACAAUCUCAGCCAACAACGAGUUGGUCACAUCAAAGUAUGCCAGUUUAAAUACGACCAGUGAUGCUAUCUCACGUCUAAAGUCAGUUACCCAUUUGCAUAAAGGACAUGUAAUUGGUAUUGCUCACACAAGAUGGGCCACUCAUGGUGGCAAGACUGACAAGAAUGCGCAUCCACAUCACGACGAUAAGAACCGUGUGGCAGUUGUACACAACGGUGUCAUUGAGAACUCUUCUGCUUUGAGAGAGGAGUUGGAGAAGAAGGGAAUCGUGUUCAGAUCAGAGACUGAUACUGAAGUUAUUGCUCAGUUGAUUGGUAUUUAUAUAGAUCAAGGCUUCCCAGUGAUUGAGGCUGUCAAAGAGACUCAAAAGAGACUGCAGGGUACAUGGGGAGUGGCAGUCGUCAGCAAGGAUGCACCUGAUCAACUCAUUGCUCUAAAGAAUGGAAGUCCACUGUUAAUCGGUAUUGGCAAGGACCGCAUGUUCAUUGCCUCUGAGGCCGGUGCCUUUGCCAGACACACAAAGGAGUUCAUCUCCAUGGAGAAUGGUGAGAUUGCCGUUCUUCGUGCCGAUGGUCACUCACUGGACAUAUCACGUAUCGAAUUGGCCGCCCAUGAGAAUAUCCAACUCUCCCCAGAGCCCUAUCCACACUGGACGAUCAAGGAGAUUAUGGAGCAACCAAUGUCUAUCUCGCGUGCCCUUAACUAUGGUGGACGUAUCUCUGACGAAUCUCGCGUUAAGCUCGGUGGUCUGGAGGAGGCCAAGGAGCUUCUUCUGCCCAUCAAGAAUCUCAUCAUCACUGGCUGUGGUACUUCCUAUUUUGCAGCACAGCUUGGAGCCAAGAUUAUGAGAUAUCUUGGAGCAUUUGACACUGUUCAAAGCUAUGACUCGGCCGAGGUAUCACGUGAGAAUCUACCACAUAGCGCAGCUGGCAUUCUGAUGAUCUCACAGAGUGGUGAGACCAAGGACGUUCAUCGUGUAAUGAACCUGGCAGGUGAAUGCAACACUCCAUGUUUCUCUGUGGUUAAUGCCGUCGGAUCUCUUAUUGCCCGUGGUGCCAUCUGUGGUGUCUACCUUAAUGCAGGACGUGAGCAUGCCGUGGCAUCCACCAAGGCCUUCACCUCUCAGGUCACUGUACUCUCUCUGAUUGCCAACUGGUUCGCCCAGAACCGUGGCCUGGAGGAGGGCAAGCGUCGCCACCUCAUUGAGGCACUCCAUCGUCUACCAACCAACAUGGGCAUGGUGCUGCGUGUCCGUGACCGCUGUCAGAAUAUUGCCAAGAAGAUCUACCAGAAGCAGAGCAUGUUUGUACUUGGCAAGGGACUUUCUGAGCCCAUCGCCUACGAGGGUGCCCUCAAGAUCAAGGAGAUCACCUACAUCCAUGCCGAAGGAUACUCUGGUGGUGCACUCAAGCACGGACCAUUCGCACUCAUUGAGAAUGGAACACCCAUCGUACUGAUCAUUCUGGACGAUGCUCAUGCCCAAUUGAUGAGAGUGGCCGGUGAAGAGGUCAAGGCACGUGGUGCCUACACCAUCGUCAUCACCAACAAUGCCUCGUUGGCCAAGCACGUUGGUGACGAGGUUGUCGUCAUCCCAAGCAAUGGCGUGCUUACAUCAUUGUUGGCAGCUAUCCCUCUUCAACUUAUUGCCUAUGAAAUUGCAAUCCUCAAGGGAAUUGAUCCAGACAGACCCAAAAACCUUGCCAAGGCAGUCACAACUGAUUGA